Molecule: messenger RNA, 8753 nt
Organism: Brassica rapa (field mustard)
Lineage: Eukaryota; Viridiplantae; Streptophyta; Magnoliopsida; Brassicales; Brassicaceae
Product: proteoglycan 4
Biological process (GO): nucleosome assembly; negative regulation of DNA recombination; chromosome condensation
Cellular component (GO): nucleolus; nucleus; nucleosome
Molecular function (GO): nucleosomal DNA binding; double-stranded DNA binding
Source: RefSeq, a predicted model, not a curated record
AGAUUGUAGAUGUUAUAAUAUCUAACCUAGGGUACAUGAAGCUCGUCUGUUCUCCACUUCGAAGAUACUCUUGCAGCAUCUGAGGAUGAUACUCUAAUAUCUGCAUUGUUUUCACACUCAUACCAAUCCAAUGAGAAUAGUGUACCUCUCUAUAUAUCAAUCCAUACUUCUGAUCUUAUUCUAUGACACACGAGCAAGUCCAAAGUCGCAAAUCUUCAGCUUGCAAUCAGAGUUUGCUAGAAUGUUUUUAGGCUUUAAAUCACGGUAAAACGCAUUAGCUAAAACAAAAUCAAACACAUUUUCUUCAGGUUUAGUAGCCAAAGGACAAUCAUAACACUAGCCAAGGCACUUGCCUGAGUGAAUAACUUCAGACCACGGAGAAGUUGGUACAGGAAAAACUGAUAAUGCUCAGGCGUCAAAUCAUCGUUAGCUUUGGUAACUUGGUGAAGGUCUGAUUCCAUCAGCUCAAAAACAACAUAAAUGCCUCUGAACUCUCUACUCGAAGGAGGAAGCAUAACAUGCUAAUCUCAACUAUAUCAGGAUGCCUUAGCAACCUUAGAAGCUUGAUCUCUCUUAGAAUCCUCGUUGCAUCAGAGACGUGCUCAAAAAUAUCAUUGCUCUUCUUGAUAACUCAAAGUAAUGCUAUUUGUAUUAUGGUCUACAUUAAUAUAUCAAUACUAUUAAAGGAGAAACAAUUUUUAUCUACUUACAAAUAGUCUAGGUUGGACCAUUACAUUUAUUUAACUUCUUAUUAUUAAUUUCUCAUACAAUUAACUUACUUAUUAUUAAAUAUAUAUAUCAUACAUAACCAAUUAUUUUAAUAUUUUCAAAAUAAGAUAUCUAAAAAUAAAUUUUUAAGUAUAUUUUCUAAGAUUUCGUUUUAAUAAUAUUUUUAAUACCUUUUUAUUUAAAAUGUAAAUAUACAUUUUUCUUAAUAUUUACUUUACAUAAUAAAAUUCAUAAUUAAUAUUGGCUAUAAUUAUAAAACGAAUAUUAAUUCAUUUUUUAUUUAUAGAACAAGAAAUAACAUUCCUAUAAUAUUUAUAUAUACAUAAUUUAUAUUCAUAAUUAAAUUACUACAAAAAUAUAAAUAUAAAGUAAUUUAAUCAAUUUAUUCAGUAUUUUAUAAAUUAUAAAAUUAAAGAAUAACAUAUAUUCAUUAAUUUAUAACAUAUUUAAAACAAAAUAUUAAAUUAAGAUAUAUAAACUAAUAAAUAAUUUCAUAUUUUAAUAUUCAUAUUUAAUUUAGAAUAUUAAAAAUAAUUUAAUAUAUUUAUCAAGUAUGAGACAGGUUGAAUGACAUAUAUAUAAUUUAUAUAACAAUCAAAAUAAAUUUUGACCAAUUAAAAAUAAAAAAUAAAAUUUUACCAGAAUUUAAGCUUUAAAGUAUAAAUAAAAUUAAUAUGGGAAGGGUUAUGUAAAUGAAUUGUCUUAUCUUUAUAAAAUUAUAUUCAUGUAAUUCUUAAUAUAACUAUCUAUACUUUUAAAAAGAUAGACUCAAUAAUUGUCUUCUCAGUGGCCACCUUUUCGGUGCACUUUUUCGUGUUUGCCUAAUAACAUUUUGGGUUCAAAUAUAUUUUUUCCUUCACACGAGAUUCAUUGUUAUAUUUCAGACUAGGUACAAAUUGGAUUUUUUUUGUUUAGAUUCGAUUCAGACUUCUGGUUACAAAUGUUAGGAAAACAAUUGCUAUUAUUCAAAGUUUUUGACUAGCUAUAUCUAGUUAAUAGUAAAUACUAUUAAAACAGAAGAAACAUUUUUAUUUACUAUAAAAUUGUCAUACUAGAUCCAUAUAUUCAGUUACAUUUUUUGAUUAUUUACAUUAGUUUAUUUAAUAUAUAACAUCUCUAAAAAAUCUAAAUAAUUAUAAGGAUAUUAAUAACAAUCUAUUUUAACUGUAUAUUUAAAUUUUAGUUUUAGUAAUAACAAAAUAUGUUGAGAAAAUAUCUAAUAAAAGCUUUUAAAAAAUUAAAUAUUUUUAAUUAAUGCAUUUAUUAAUUUCAUAAUUAGUAGUAUAACAUUAUUAUAAAUUAAUUUUAAUUAAAAUUUAUUAUAAAAAAAUUAUAUGCUAAUUUUAUAAAUUUAAUAAAUAUAGUCUAUGUUAUAUUAAAAUAGAAGUAAUAAAUGAAUUACAUAUGAAAAUUAUAUUAAAUUGGUAAACUAAUAUAUUUUGAAAAAUACUUUCAUUUAAAUAAAUAAAUAAAAUAUCAUCCACCAUUUAAAGUGAUUAAAAUAUCAUUCAUCAUUUAAAACAGUUAAAUUCGUAAAUUAUGUAAUAAUUUUAUACAAAAAGUAAAAUUGUUAACAUGUGUUAAACUUUUAUAAUUAGAACUAUAUAUUAUUAAUUAAUUUAUUUUUUUUAAAUGACAACAAUAUAUUAUCUAAAAAUGAUUAUAUACAAAAUAUAAUAUAAACAUUUGUUAUUUAUAAAAUUAAAGGUUAUCCGCACGGAUAUGUGGAUCAAAGUCUAGUUACUAUUAUGUGAGCUAUACUAUUUUUUUUGUCAUCAACUUAAACAAACUCAUAUUGACUCCGCGUGCAACUAUACAUAUACAUUACUUCAUAAAUAAAUAUCAUCAGAAAGUAAUACUUUUUUGUCGUCUUCUUAAAAUAUGUGCAACACGAGGACUUCCCGGGAGAUCACCCCUCGGAGAGUAAUAUAAAAUAUAGUAAUCGUAAAACAAUUUACAUAUCACUUUUCUUUUUAGUAUUAGUGGUAAAUGACUUAAUUAUAUGCACAUGCAUGUAUAUUAUCGGAAACAAUAAACAAUAUAAUCAAUAAUUUGUUUGAAAUGAGAAUACAUGGCUUUGGUACUAUGUUAGCGUUUAGAGUAACGAACUAGUCUUGAGUUUUUCAUGAAUACUAGCCAUCCAUUGCGUUGUGCUUAGAGUUUUUGUAUGAACUUCACACACUUGUGUCACAAUAUAAACCAAACUUGCUCACAUUUCUUUGCUUUGUUAGAUCAGUUUCAUUGCACCACUAUUAAACGUUCCCCUCCUAUCAUUCAGUUUUGUUCUUUUUGGUUGGUGUCGGUCACAUUCCAACAUAAAUUACAUAACACCUUUCUUGACAUUAUCAUUGAUGCAUAUAAACUUAAUUAACAAGUAUAUGUAUAAGUAUUGUUGGGAUGAAACACAAAUCAUGAUAAAAAUAUGAUAGUUUCAAAAGAACAAAUAUACCCUAAUACAUUUUCUGAUCAUCAAUACUGAUGUACAGUAACUCAAUCAAUAGACCUACUUAUGGAAGCCGUCCUUUAGAUUUGCUUAUCAUUCGCUCUUUAACGGAGUUUGUUGCAUAAGUAACUUAAUGCUACAAUGAUUGUUUGCUGGCAUUGCUGCAGUUCAUGUAUGAGACAGAAAAUGAUAUCUUUGUUUUUGUAAGAGAAUAUGUCCUUGUCUUUUUAAGAGAUAAUAUAUCCUUGUUUUACAAAGUGUAUAGUCUGAAAUCUAGGCGGGUCUUUGUUAAAAUCUUGGCCGUAUUUUUUUUAUAUUUUAAUUAUUUGCUAAGAAUUCUUGGAUCGAAAAAGUCCAAAAAGUAAGAAAUACUUUACAAAACUCAAAUAGAAAAAAAUCUGGCGAGUCAAACGUCAAGGCUUAAGGUAAUAUCAUUAAGUAAAUGUUAUUCAACGCUAACACUUCAAUACCAUUUUCUACCAUAUCACAUAAUCUUGCACCUCUCCAUCCUCAGCCUCUCAAACCAGCCUAACUUUACCUAUUUAUACCGCAAUAAUUUACUUAUAUUCACAAAGCAAACAAUAAUCACAAGAGUGAGAUAAGAAAAGUACGAAAUCGCACCAGCCGCUUUUUUCAUUGUUUUUUCUCAAAAACAAAAAAGAUAUCAUGGAUCGAUCUGAUUCUCACCAACCUUUUGACGUUACCACCAUCGCCAGCACCUAUGUCCCCGAGAGCGCCACUGCUCCGAAUGCACAAACUGUUAACGAAUCAAACCGUGUUGAGACAGAAGUUGCGCCAGUGGUUCAGCCAGGAGUUGAGCCAGUGGUUCAGCCACAGGGUGAGCCAGAUGCUGCUUCUGAGGCAGCUCUUGUUCCGGCGCAGCCUUCCUCAAACCCCCGUCCUUACACCGACAUGAUUUACGACGCGGUUGUGGCGUUGAACGAACCUGAGGGUUCCAGCAAGUGGGCAAUCUCCACGUACGUCCGGAGGUUGAUGAACCCUAAUUGUCCUGAUGGUCAUGAGGCUUUGAUGACUCACCAUCUCGAGGUCAUGAAGAAAAGUGGCAUUCUCACCAUGGUUAAGAAAUCAUACAAGCUUGCCGUCUCUUCUCCUCCGGGGAACGUGGCUGCUGCGGGUGCUGUGGCUUCCGGAUCGGAGAUUCCUCCGACUUACACCGGUUCGCUUGAUAUGGUGGUGGCUUCCGGAUCGGAGAUUCCUCGGACUUACACCGGUCCGCUUGAUAUGGUGGUGGCUUCCGGAUCUGAGAUCCCUCCGACCAACACCAGUUCGCUUGAUAUGCUGGCUGUCACUGCUUCUGGCUCGGCUUCUCAGCCUCUGAAGCGAGGUCGUGGACGUCCACCAAAGCCUAAGACCGAAGCUCCACAACAGCAACAACCCAUUGAUGCUCGACCAAUCUCACAAGCGGUGCAACCAUCCACCAACGUUGAACCCAGCGCUGUCCAGCCAAGCGGGGAGCAACCCGAGUUGCCUGUGGCCAAUCCUUCCCCGGUGGUCACGGAGCCGGCAAAGAGAGGCCCUGGUCGUCCAAGGAAAGACGGAUCUGGUCCGAGCGUUCCAGCUUCGAAUCUGGCUGUAACGAUGAAACGAAGGGGCUGGCCAAUGAGUUGUAGAGCUUCUGGGAGAGAGAGGAAGCCCAUAUCUGUCCCGCCUCCUGACUCUAUGCUUCCUGUCGCCACCCUUGCUCCGGCUGGUGAAGCUAUGGCGGUUGCGGCCGUGAUGAAGCGUGGACCAGGACGUCCACCUAAGCGUGGACGAGGACGUACCGCAGGUAGACCCAUACAGGACACACCAAGGCUAGUUACGAGGGCUACUGCGAACAUCCAAGAGGCUGACUAUGGAGAACUCAAGAGAAGGCUUGGCCUUGCUAGCGAGAAAGUAAAAGAGAUCUUGAAUGUGUUGGAAGCUGGUAUUGCUGGGGACAAACAGGCUGUGGCGCAAGCUGCACAAGAGCUGGAAGGAUUGAUACUGAUGAUGCAGCCGGAGGAGGCAGCACCACCACAGAUUGAAUCUGAGACACAAGGAAUGGAACUUGGACAAGGAAGCAAAGGAGGAGGAGAACAAGCACCGAUCCAAACCAUGAUCCUAGCCCAGCCAAAUGCCAUGGAAGAAGUGCAGCCAGAAGAGGCAGCACCAGAGAUUGAAACUGAAGCACAAGGAAUGGAACUUGGACAAGGAAGCGAAGGAGGAGGAGAACAAGCACAGAUCCAGACCCUGAUCCUGACCCAGCCGCAGCCUCAGACCCUGACCCAGCCGCGGCCCCAGACUCCCCCUCAGCUUCAGCCCGAGACCCUGACCUUGACCGAGCCUGAACCCCAGAUCCUUCGUGAACUUGAGCCUCAGACUGUGCCUGAGCUUGAGCCUCUGCCAGAGCUUGAGCCUCUUCUUGAGCUUGAACCUCUGAUUGACCUUGAGCCUCUGCCCUUGACCCAGUCCCAGCCGCAGAUCCUGCCCCAGAUUGAGCCCAAUACAGAAGCUGAAGCAAUGGAUGAAGAUAUAUUCUGAUUUCUGAAGUGACGGUCCAACAAAAACAGCCUAGACAUAGCCUUGGUGUUCGUGGUUAUGAGUGUUCUUCUAAUAUUUGGGUGUUGGAUCGAUCGUCUCUGAAUAAAGCCUGUAAGGCAUUUUUAUUUUUAACAGUUUGCUAGAGAAGAGACAAAACCUUUUGAUACUCUGGUCGGUUUGUUUCUGUUUAUGGAUAUUUCCAGUGUUGGAUGUUUUCUCUUUUUAUUAAUCUAAACAUUUUCUGCUCCGAUCUUUCUUUCUAUUUUGCUUUUUUUUUUUUUUAAUAUGUUAGUUCACUUAGGUCGAAUCUGAAUUUUAUAUUAUUGUUGUUAGUAAUAUCUUCAUAUCUUUUCCAUGUCUACAGUUAGUUUUAAUCAACUAGUCAGCUACAUUUGAACUCACUUUGAACUUUAGUCCUUCAGUAUACAUAGAGAAGUCAUCAACCAUUGAAACAGUUCGGCCAAGUUGCAACAAUUGUUUCAGUCUUUUAGAACACUCCUUUCGACCUCUUUAUAUUAACGUAGUUGCUCUUUAAAUGAAAUGUUAAUUAAAACUGUAGACAUUAAGUCGUCUAUUAAUUCUGGGUGCUUACUGUUCCAACCUAACGAUCUUGAGAAAUGUUUCUGUAACAAUACAUCAAGUGUACUCCCAGUACUAUAAACAUGAGUUUUUUGUAUAUCAAAAACGAUAUACUAUCAUGUUUUUCAAUUUAAUUCAUCAAACUUUUGGUCGCCUGUUUAUUUUACAUCUGAGUAUGAAUAUUUAAUCAUAAAAGGGUUUCACAUAUAGAACUUUAAUCAUGAUCAGCCCACACAUUAGACAAAACUUUACACAAAAUCCUGCAACAUCAUGUUCUUUUUCUGCGACACCAAUAAUUUUUAUUAUAUAACAUUUUAGUACUAAAUCUGUGAGGCAUCAUAGAAUGGAUACAUUAAUCGGUAAAUUAAAAUGAAAAAUAGUUAAUCUGUUAUUUAAUGUCUGUAAAAAAUUAUGUAUUAAAAUGUACAUUUUUAGUGUACUAUUACAUAAUUUUCUCAAUCAUGUUUACGAUAAUUUUAUAGAAAGAAUAAUAUUUUUCUAAAAUAGUGCCGAUCGCCUACUAUAACUUUUUUUUAACUAGACCAAAAUAUAACCUAAUUUUUAGCACUACAUACUAAUUAAGAUUGCAUAGAAACUGAAACGAACAUAUGAAAAAAAAAUAUUUCUAAAUAUAAAAUUUUGUUUACGAAAAAUAAGAAAGUUCGAAGACAUUAGUAAAAUAUUUAAUGUAACAUUAAACAUCUAAUUCAAUUUAAAGAAAUAAAAUCUAGUUUUAAUAUAGUUCACAAAAGUCAGAGAACUAUUAGGUUAGUAUAAAUUAUAUUAUUUUUGGAUCUUAACUUUUAUUAUACGGAAAAUCGAAGAAACAUAAAGUGUAUAAAAAAAAGCAACGAAACGAAUUGAAAUUGAUGAGACAAAAAGAUAAACUAAAGAAAUAAAAAACUACAAUUUAAGGAACUAAAUUAAAAUAAUAUUGAUGAUAAUAAGAACAAUAGAUAAGUUAAAAUUUUAAUUUUUAAUUUUGUUAUUCUUUAUUAUUUGGUAAUUAGGAUCAAUUAAAUUAUUUUACAUAUUAUAAUUUCAUUUUGACUAAAUAUAAAAUAUGAAAAUUUGAUUUGAAUUAAUUUUCUUUAUCUUCAUAUAUAUAUUUAUUUAAUUAAAAUAAUAUUUCUAUGAUUUGACUAAAAAUAAAUAUGGAAUCUUGACUUGGAUUUAUUUCCUUUUCAUUUUAAAUUUUAUUAUAUUUAUGAUAUUAUGUUUGACUAAAACAUAAUAUGACACUUGAUUUGGGUUUUAUAUGUUUCAUUUAUUUCUUUUUUCUAAUAUAAUAUUUGAUUGCAAAUAUGAAAAAGGAAUGCUAUUUGAAUUCAAACUUGGGAACAUAUUCAAGGGCAUACCUACUUGAUACCAUAUCAACUCAAUAAUUUAGUGAUUUUUUGUAAUUUAAUAUUAUUUUUAUAAUAAAUCAAAUUGAAUUUUUUUUGUCAAUAUUAAUCCGGACAGCAACUUCACCAGACCCAAUUUUUUUUUAAAGAUUCACCAGACCCAGUAAGAUCUUCAUGCGAAAAUAAAUCAAUUUGAUUUUUUAUUUACUCUAGUUAAUUACUCUAAUCAUGUAAUCUUGUUACACACCUUUAAAUAUCUAUUCUAUAAAAUAGAAGUCACAAUUUCUAUUUAUGUGUGAUUUUUUUUUUAAAAUGACCAUUCUUAGAAAAUCAUAUUUCAUUUAUUUUUAAUUAACAUUUUGACAUCAUUAACAUAUCACAUCUUAUUUAAUCAACAUAUUUAACAACUUCAUCUAUAAAACUUUUUAAAUUUUAUUUUUGAUUAUAAAACAUUUGUUAACAAAAAAAUCUAAUAAAAUAUUUUUAAAAUUUUAAAUAUUUUAUAUAGUAACACCUUAAUUAAUUUCGUAAUUAAUAGUAUAAUAUUAUUCAAAUCAAUUAUAUUUAAGAUUUUACUAUAAAUUUUUUCAUUUUUUUCAUAAAAAUUCAAUUAAAAUAGAAGUACUAUAGAAUUAAACCAUAUAAAAGUAUAUUAUAUUAAUAAAAUAAUUUAAAAUAUCACUCACCCUUAAAAUGGGUUAAAUUCGUAAAUCAUGUAUAAAAUUUAAUAAAAUAAUAAUUCUAAAUUAUUUAAACAUAAUAUUUACUUAUAAAAUUCUGCUAUAUAUAUUAAAGUUAUAGAUGCUAAAGUAUAUUUUUAAAAACAUAACAAUGAAAUAUAAAUGAUCCUGAACAAAUAUAAGUGCUAUAGUAUAACUAAAACAAAAUUUAAUUUUUUUUUGUGCAAACUGUUAGAAAUUAAACUUGGAAUUCUAUGAAACACAUAUCCUUGUAUUUUCAAUACAUUUGGUAUCCAAAUAUCUCUAAAACCGAAGACACCCUAGGAAGGAGUUUCCAUGCAACCUAAUACUAACACCAAAAUUCAAAUUUGAUACGUUGCGCGAUUGUAUCGUAAUAUCAAAGAAGAAAAUGUCAAUAUUUUACCAAAAAAAAAAAGAAUGUCAAUAUAAAAG